This is a messenger RNA of Gambusia affinis (western mosquitofish), 5138 nucleotides long. RefSeq names its product tubulin tyrosine ligase-like family, member 11 (gene ttll11). NCBI's taxonomy places the organism in Eukaryota, Metazoa, Chordata, Actinopteri, Cyprinodontiformes, Poeciliidae. Gene Ontology annotation, biological process: protein polyglutamylation; microtubule cytoskeleton organization. Gene Ontology annotation, cellular component: cilium. Bases 599 to 2797 code for a protein of 732 amino acids. The record is from RefSeq and is a predicted model, not a curated record. The transcript is spliced from 10 exons. Gene Ontology annotation, molecular function: tubulin-glutamic acid ligase activity; tubulin binding.
UGGUCAUGAGAACCAGAUGGAGCCUGGGCCACAGGAUGGCAGGCAGGCGGCUCCGCUAUCUGCUGCCUGACAACACCGUGACGGUAAUAGGGACGCUGCAGAGCGCUGUUACAUUAUUGUGACACUUGCCUGCUGGUUUAGGGAGCUUCAUAACGGUACCGGACCGGUGAAGUUUGUCUUUUGGUGGAGUCGGAUAGCUUCGCCUGUGGCUUAGAAACGCUGUAAGCUAAAUGAAGUUUAAUAAGCUAACGUUAUAGUCAGCUCUCAUCCAGCAGUUAGCAGUGCUGGCUACAAGUGCCGACCGACACCGCUGCCUGUCCCUCGCUGCUUUUACAUGGUCAGAAUUAGCUCUGCAGAGAGACAUGCCUUUCUUCUUCGCUCGUAAAUAUAUAGUGACUCGCAGAUGAUCCCAGCUAGCUCGAGUUACUGCUUUUCCCACGGAUGUAGGUAACGAAAAUUGAUAGUGUUUAUUUUAUUUUAUUUUUUUUGUGGUCAGUCAAGAUAGCAAUGCGGACCACAUUGUUUCUGAUCGGCUCCCCGGCUUCGGAUUACUGCGCUCCACGGAACUGCUGCGGCGUGAGUUAUUGCGUUUCGCAUAAUGGGUGAUCAUUAUGGAGAUGUCAAGGUUCAGCUCGGGCAGAUGAAAUCACUGGGCGAGGAUGCAGAGAAGGAGGAAGUGGAUCCCGAGGAAGAGAUGCCCGUGUCUUCUCCCUCCGCCUCACCAGAUCCCACCGGCUGCAUCACCACCGCCCCGGGGGCGGAUGCACUAUCCACCAAUAUUUGCAAGCAGAAGGGGAAAAGAAGCACCAAGAAUCCUUGUGGGAGACCCUUGCAGGGAUUUCCAGCUCACGCUGUGAAAAACUUCAACAGUGCUAUAUGUGAUCAAACACUCCACAUCAAGGGGACGGGGAAGAUCCUGCAAGGCAAGUCAGCAGAGAGUAACGGGAACUACGUCGGCGUCCACGAGUCCAGCAACACACAGGAAACACGCUGCGAGGAUGAAUUCAAGCUUCCCAGGAAGAGGAGGCCUGUGACGGUGGACACAUCUAAAGCCAAAACCUCCCUGGAAGCCCUGAAGCUGAGCAUCAAGGAGCUACAGUGGAAAGAGUUUCACACGGGAAGACGUGCAGCGUGUGAUAUCUACUGGCAUGGUGUUUCCUUCCACGACAAUGAAAAUAUUGUGUCAGGACAAGUCAACAAGUUCCCAGGGAUGGUGGAGAUGCUGAGGAAGAUCAACCUGAGUAGAGCGGUUCGGACUAUGCAAGAGCUUUUCCCAGAAGAGUACGACUUCUAUCCACGCUCCUGGAUCCUCCCUGAAGAGUACCAGCAGUUUUCCACAGAGAUUCGUAUGGUGAAGGAGAGCGACGCCACGGAAAGCCCGACUUUUAUCGUGAAGCCCGACGGUGGUUCCCAGGGGGAUGGUAUCUACCUCAUCCAAGACCCCGGCGAUCUGAAGCUGGUGGUGGGCGCACAGGCCAAACAAGCGGUGGUGCAACAAUACAUCCACAAGCCGCUGCUCAUCGACAAGCUCAAAUUCGACAUCCGCCUCUACGUGCUGAUAAAGUCCAUGCAGCCGCUGGAGAUCUACAUCGCCAAAGAAGGUCUGACGCGCUUCUGCACCGAACCCUACCAGGAGCCAAGCCAGAAGAACCUGAGCCGCGUCUUCAUGCACCUGACCAACUACUCGCUCAACGUUCAAAGCGGCAACUACGUCCACUCGGACAGCCAGAACACGGGCAGCAAGCGGACACUCUCCAGUGUGCUCUACAGGCUGGCAGCCAAGGGCGUUGACAUCAAGCGGGUCUGGUCGGACAUCAUCGCCCUCGUCAUCAAGUCUAUCAUCGCCGUGCUGCCGGACCUUAAAGUCCACUACCAAGCCGAUAUACCGCCUGCUAAGCCAGGGCCUACUUGUUUUCAGAUAUUAGGCUUCGACAUCCUGCUGAUGAAGAACCUGAAGCCGGUGUUAUUAGAGGUCAACUCCAACCCCAGUAUGAGAAUAGAACAUGAGCAGGAAGUGGCUCCAGGAGUUUUCGAGUACGUUCCCAGUCCAGUAGACGAGCAGGUGAAAGUGGGGGUGAUCAGGGACACGCUGCGCCUCAUGGAUCCCUUAAACAAGAAAUUGACAGCGACUCCUCAGCCAAAAGGAGGCGGGUCUGAUCCUGUGGAGGUGAUCCCGGCGGACGGCGACUCUCAAGGCAGAAGUCCAGAUAACGCAGAUAAUCUGCCUCCGCUGUGCUUGAAGCAGGUCUACCCGAAGUACACCAAACAGUUCAACCACCUGCGGCUGGUGGAGCGAAUCGCCGCUCUCUUCAUACGCUUCCUCGGGGUGAAGGGCAACAUGCGCCUCGGCCCCACUGCCUUCCGAACCUUCAUCAGGACUUGUAAACUGAGCAACAGCAACUUCACCAUGGCCUCAGUGGACAUCUUGUAUAUUGACAUCACACGUCGAUGGUCCUUCGCCCUGCCCGACUCUCGAGAAGCAGGGAUGGGACUGCAGGCAUUCGUGGAAGCCUUUUUCAACCUGGCGGGGCGGCGGUUCAAAUCCCUCGCGCUGAGGGAGCAGGUAGUGUCCCUGCUGGACCUGUGCGAGUCUCACCUGGGGCCGCCGUCCGGCGCCGAGGACAGACGCUCGCUGAGCUGCAGCAGGGUGCUGCCGCGAGGCGGCAGGACCCGGGCGCUCUACCUCCCCCACCCUCGGCCCAUCUCUCCGGCCGUGCACCGGAGGGCCACGAGCCAGGACUGCCGGCCGCAUCAAAGACCAAAGCCUCGCACGCUCAGGGCAAACGUGGAGAACUGAUGAGAGGGAACGGGCUGUUCAAAACCCAAUGCAUCGCCUUGAACCCUCUCCACAGGAGCGAGCAAGGAGUGGGGAGAUUAAGGGUCCAUUUCUCCUCCUCAGAGUCUGAGAAGGGCUAGUCGACCCCUGCUGGCUGGCUUGUCGGCGCACUGCUCUCUGCCUGAUUGCUUUUUUUUUUUUUUUUUUUUUUUUUCUCCCCCUUUGAGGAUGAAGAUGGCCUCGGAGCCGAGGGGGGAAGGCACUGAAAUGGUAAUGGAGGCUGGUGGAUUCCUUCCUCCCCUUCUUGUGGGAUCACACGUUAGCAGUGUGGUCCUGUCAGGAGGAGGAUGUGGCUGCUUUUUAUGUACCGUUUGAUUCUAAAGGGCAGCUACUGGCUUCCCUUCUCUUCUGUCUGACUACGUCUCCAAUAAAACCUUCAUAGGGUUUUUUUGGGGGGAUUUUUGUAUGUUUUUUUUUUUUUUCCCCAGCGAUCAUAGUAGAUAUUUUUAUGUACGUUAAUUCACACAGAUCACACAUAAACAAGUGAGUGUAAGGGAGCAUUCUGUGUAUUAUCCACUUGCAUCAUGAUAUUUAAAAUUGAUAUUUCUUUUUGUUUUCCAGUAACUUAACUCUGAAAUAUCAUGUACCUAACAAUAACCCAAAAUGAAGUUUGUCAGGAAAUAAAUUGUAUUGAACUAGCUACUUCAGCUAAACAUUUACUGUACAGUACAUGUAUUCAAUUAUUUCAUGAUUCCGUUUGCAUCAGUAACCUCAACCCCUCUGGGCUUUGCUUAACAACCUCCCUGUUGCUUUAGCACUUUUUCCUCCCACUGAACUUUCCGUGUUAAUAUACUUAGAUAGAGCCAGACCCUUUUUGUCAGAAGUGUCGAAAAAUCACCAAGUUCAAAGUGUUGUGGGCCACAAAAACAGAAAAACCAAAGUCAAAAUGUGCUAUUUCUAACUUCAAACAUUGAUUGGGAUUUAUGAAUCAUUCGAAAAACAAAAUUAGUCUAGGAAUUUUGCCUAUUUUACACAAGAGGCAUAUUUUGAGAUAUUUUGAGUUUUAAUCUAUUUUCAGCAACAGGAGUGUGUCAUGGCUCACUUUUUCUUCAAAGAAAAAAAAAAAGAGAAACACGGGUCACCCGAGUCUGCUUUUGAGUCACUGGAUGUUUCUGAUUCUGUUUAAAAAAAAAAAAAAAGUGAAAAAAUUAGACUACUAUAAGAUGAAUACUAUAUGGUUAUACAUUUUUUACUAUAAGAUCUUAAUUUCUCAGUGAAAGGAUUUGCCACAAUCCUUCCAAAUGCUUCAAAUGGCACAUGGGAUUAAUGUAGGAUUUUUUUUUCAUUCUCUCUGUCUCUCCAUCUAUCUAUCUAUCUAUCCUUAGUUUUUUUUUGUUUGUUUGUUUUUUUAAUUGGUCAUUUGUAAUACUCUUAAUUUUCUGACAAACUGAAUUUGAGUUCUCAUUAGCUAUGAGCCAGGAUGAUCGAACUAAUCAAGUUCGAAAUACUCAAAGUAUCUUCAGUCAUACUCUGAGUUAUUGAGACGCACCUGUAUUUAAUGAAUUUGCGCAGCAGCUAUGUGCACGUGUGUUUGCACAGAGGUUGACGAAACGCCGCCAGGGCUUCUGCGCGCCGCGCACGUUGCGGACGAGUGCGUGUUUAUGCUCUGUAAUGUAUUUAUUUGAGUUCAGCUCAGUAGUGAAAAAAAAAAAAUCUCCUGACAGCAAGUGGCUCAGCUGUUAGUCCUCCAUGAGCCCAUUAGUGACGAGUUAAGUGAAUAAGCAUUCACUUAUCCUCUUUCGGUUCAGCAAGCUAUUCCUGUCGGCAGCCUCAGACCUCCCCGUCGGUGACUUUUUAGGUUGAUUACUUUUUAGUGACGUAGCUGCCACAGGGCGUUAAUAUUUCAAAAAUAAAACAUGACUGCAUGACUUUAAAAAAUAAAUAAAUAAAUAAAUAAAAAACACACCAUAUAGUCUCCUGAAGGAGACGUGGAGAACGUUUGCGCACCAAAAGUUACACAGGAUAGCAUGAUGGAUGACAAGUUUAAAUGUCACUUUUAUAUCAAAACAUUGCAACGUGUUUUUUUUCUCACCUUUUGCACCAUUAUUAAGAAUGGAUUUGUCACAUGCAAGCGAAGAAUUAACUAUCUGCAGUGUGGGCAGCUGUGAAAACACAAAGUGGAUUAACCUAAAAGUUUUUGUUUUCUUUUUGCUAUGAAUACUAAUCUAGGUCUUGCAUACUUACUUACAGCAGUGUGGUGGUUACCACCAUUUGAAGUAGAGGAAUAAGGUUGCCUGCAGUGUCAACUGUGAACGAGAUGUACUUACAACACUGGAAAACACGAAUAAAACAUUCUGAUGGA